This is a messenger RNA of Acanthaster planci (crown-of-thorns starfish), 1685 nucleotides long. RefSeq lists its product as uncharacterized. The record is from RefSeq and is a predicted model, not a curated record. NCBI's taxonomy places the organism in Eukaryota, Metazoa, Echinodermata, Asteroidea, Valvatida, Acanthasteridae. Gene Ontology annotation, molecular function: calcium ion binding. Gene Ontology annotation, biological process: cell-matrix adhesion. Gene Ontology annotation, cellular component: extracellular region; lysosome.
AAUCACGAUUUUAAUUUUUGUUUGACCUAUGCCCCCAACACCUCCGUUGAAUUGAAAUGAUUGUUUUUUUCUGCGCUGUGCCUACAUGAAAACUUAAGUUAUAUCUGGCAAUCAUGUUGGCACCGAUUUGGUGAAAAUCAAACGUACCAUUCUUGCGAUGCUACCACUUUAGGCCUACCGAAACAGGUCAGCUAAAUUUCAAACACAUCAGACAUCAAACAGUUAUGACUUCAUAUACGGGUGGAACUCCCAACUCCCGAACCUACAUGGAUGUUCCAGUUAUGUCUGGCAAUCAUGUUGGAACUAACUUGGUGAAACAGAUCAGACAUUGGACAAUUAUGACUUCAUAUAGGGGCGAAACCCCAACUCCCGAACCUACAUGGAUGUUCCAGUUAUGUCUGGCAAUCAUGUUGGAACUAACUUGGUGAAACAGAUCAGACAUUGGACAAUUUUGACUUCAUAUAGGGGCGGAACCCCAACUCCCGACCGUGAGAUAGUACGAAAAAGCCAGCCUCUUAGAGGUUAUAAUAUGAACACGUCAUUUGCAGCGAUAAACAUAUUUGGUUUGCUCUCGGUUUGGUUUGGACAAGAAAAAUCGGUGUCACGUAUAAACACAAACACAUGAGGUGGUACCACUUGGUACAGCUAAAAAGCCUCACACAGAAGUCACAAGACUCGAACAGACAGUCAAAGUCCUCACUGGAUUCAAAGUAUACUUUCGUUUCUGAAGAGUUAAACCCACAACUUAAGAAAAAAGUACAGGGAAAAAGCUGUUUUUAUUUGGAUUUCCUGUUUCAUUUUCAUUUUAUGAGGGGGAUGAGUAUACGCACUGAGAAUUGUCACGUGCGCGCGAUAGGGUCAAUUGCAUCAGGUUAAACUCUAUAAACAACUCCAUGUCUAGCACAAGACUGGGAACUCUUUGGUCAAGGUGAAGCACUUGAUCAUAGUACAACAACCAUAACCCCCAAAUAUGUACUGUCUCAUUGACCCAGAAACCACGUGUAUAGUCACGCACACCAUGCAGGACCUAAUAAUAAUCAUCGUGUGAUCGUUUACUUACCCCCUUCUUCACAGUUGGCUUCGCUCUGAUGUCGUCUUGAAUUUCAAACCUUCUCCAACUUGGUCAUUCUUCCCUAUUGUGUUAUUGGUAAACAGUCAAAAUGGAUAAAUCAUUGCUGCUUCUGCUGCUGGUUGCCGUGGCAACAAGCUAUGCUCAGAAAAAGUGUUGCUUUCCUAACCAGUUUGAGGGUAGUGUGGGCACACUGACCGGAACAGUUAUGGGAGGCCAAGGCUCAGUCACAAAUGCAGUUCAUCAAUACGCGUUCGACUACACUAACAAGCGUUUGGCUACAAUCGCUUACAAAGAAAACAUGGGACAGCAAACCAAAUACCAGAACAUCUUUGACUACAAUAAGGAAAUUGAAUAUGAAAUUCAAAUCUUACCUCAAAUUUCUGUCUGCCUCGUCCAUCAUCUGCCUCCGGGGACCAAUAUGACACACAGCAUUCCUGAUAGUGCAGCCUAUUUGGGCUCAAGUUACUAUGGUAACCAUCAGUUGAACGUGGAUAUUUUCCAGUAUUACCAGCCCAAGGGAGACUUCGUAGGCAACGUUACCAUAACUGUUUCCCAGGAAGAAUGUGUGCCCAUCAGCCUUGUCCAGCAGGGACAAAAUAAUAAUGGUAUGUAA